Molecule: messenger RNA, 1112 nt
Organism: Spodoptera littoralis (African cotton leafworm)
Lineage: Eukaryota; Metazoa; Arthropoda; Insecta; Lepidoptera; Noctuidae
Source: the annotation of a GenBank genome assembly
AGGUGGGUACUUGAGUCUUGUUGACUGCAUGACAUCAACUCCAAGUUAUGACUACUUUGAUACCGACAUUUGUACUGUGAUUAAAUUGCGUGUGUGUGAGUGCUGUGACUACACUGUCCACAGCAAAUACCAACGGCUGAGUAGUAAGUUGUAAAGAAACAAGUAGGCUGCUCGCUUGAGUAAGACGCCUGAACGCUACCAGUUUUGAAGUUAUCGCGAGUUCUCGCAACUAAUGACUCAGUUAAGUAGUAAUCAGGGACAGUUUCAUUCAAAAUAAUGUGUAAUAGCCGGUAUGUGAGUGAAAUACAAACCGGAGCGAGGCAGGUAUGACGCGGCGCUCGGCGGGCCACCACCACAAGCGCACAGCUGCGGGCCGCGCGUCGCCGCCGAUUGGCUGCGCGCGGGAACCGGUCGCCGCGUCCCGCCGCCCUGCCCCGCUCCGCCGCUACAAACAACUUCAAAUUCUUAUUCAUGUUCCUUGCCACGACCGUUGCUGCCGUUGAGAGCGCGCGCACUAUGCGCCCGUACUUCGCGUAAUCUUAUCGAUAUGUGCUCGAUGUUCAACGUGAAUCUAGUGUUUUGAUGUGUCAAUUUAACAUUAGAUUAAGUGCACGGCGGAGCACUCUGAGUGUGCAGCGAGACGCUCCGACUGCGCUAUGAAAACACACGCACGACCUGGUGUUUUUGUUCUUUUUGUAUCGCGAGUGCUUGGUGAGCGGCUUCGACGUAAAGUUACCUGUGCCAUGUGCAUCAGAUAAUGUUGUGCUCCUGUUAGUUUGACGACAAACUAAUAUGCUAGCUAGUGGAUAUUGCGACGGAGUGGCGUAGUGCUUUGGUGAUUCAUAGUGCAGUGUGGUGGUAACAUGAAGGUGACAGUGUGCUUCGGGUCGGUGCGGGUGCUGGUCCCGUGCGGCGCUGGCGACCUGCUGGUCAGAGACCUCGUGCGGGAGGCCACGCACCGCUAUAAGAAAGCUACUGGACAGAGUGACUUGCUUCUGUUCUUAAAGGUGCGGUUAAAUUCUUCUUACAAAAUGGCCUUUAGGAAAUGCAAGCGUUAUGAGAAAGAGUAUGAUGGAUACUCGGAAACCAUUGACAACAGUUCUACAAAGUGA